AUGAAAUCUCAUACAACUAAGACUGUACAUUUACCGAAAAAUGUAAGCGCGGUUCUCUCUAAUCGCCUUCCCUCGAAGUUAAAGGGUCCUGGAGCUCCUAUUAUUUCUUAUGUGAUAGGUAAUGUCACGAUUGAUAAAGCACUCUUAAACUUAGGGGCAAGCGUGAACUUAUUACCCACUUCCAUGCAUGAACAGUUUAACUUAGGUAAGCUCAAGUCUACUGUAGUCAUCCUGCAGUUAGCUGACCAAUCGGUCAAAAUGCCUAGGGGACUAAUUGAGUACGUGUUAGUUAAGGUUGAGGAACUAUAUUUUCCAGUGGAUUUUCUUGUCUUAGACAUGGAGUAUAAGAGCAAUGGAAGUAUGCCACCAAUUCUUUUAGGGAGACCUUUUCUAGCAACGGCAAACACUUGCAUUAACUGUAGAUCAGGAGAGAUGAAAGUGUCUUUUGGGAAUAGGAAACUAAGACUUAAUGUGUUUAAUGCUGGUUUAGGGCCUAUGCAUGAGGACGAUAACGAGUGUUUCAUGGUUGAUGUUAUUGACAGUCCAGUGGAGGCUCACGCCCCACAAAUGUUAUGUGAUUACACAAUUUACACUCUUAUGAAUCCUUUUGUUGAGGAGAUAUGUAGCUUGAGGGUCAUGUCUGAGAUUCAGGAGGUUAGCGAGUAUGUAGAUAGGUCGCCCACUCUAGAGCGUCGACCUUGGAACAUCAAGUAUGAACCCUUACCACCUUUGUCUAAGACGACACAACCGAAGUCAAUUGAGUCUCUACCAGUCUUAGAGUUGAAGGCCUUGCCCGAUACUCUAAAGUAUGUUUUCCUAGGACCUAACAAGACCUUACCCGUGAUAUGUUAG
Molecule: messenger RNA, 852 nt
Organism: Pistacia vera
Lineage: Eukaryota; Viridiplantae; Streptophyta; Magnoliopsida; Sapindales; Anacardiaceae
Exons: 1
Coding region: 1-852 (283 amino acids)
Source: RefSeq, a predicted model, not a curated record